Molecule: messenger RNA, 871 nt
Organism: Paramecium pentaurelia
Lineage: Eukaryota; Ciliophora; Oligohymenophorea; Peniculida; Parameciidae
Source: the annotation of a GenBank genome assembly
AUGAGAUAGGAGAAUUGUGAAGUGGAAUGUUGUGACAAAGGUAUUAUGAUUGAAGACAAAUGUAAGUGUGACAUAGGAUCAUUUGGAGAUGAUUGUUAUCAUAAUUUGUAAGACAUUUAUGUUGCCCCAUAUUAUACCUUUAUUGGGAUCUAUUGUGUUGCAUUCUUUUUGAUAUUAUUCAUAACUAUAAGACAAUUUUAAACUUCUUUAAAGACCUAAAGAAUCCCAAAUUAUUAUACGUAAUUUGAUGUAAUAAUAUAUUAGUUGCUAUUAAUAUGCAUAUGCACUAAUUGGAUCCCCUCAGAACUAUAUACUAGUAUUGACAAUAGUAUUAUCAAUAUGUAAAUUAAUUUGGCUGAUUCUGGAUCCUUUUGAAGUCUAUGUAACUUAAUUUAGUCAUAAAGCUUAUAGAGAGGAAAUACUAUAGUCAUAGAAAGGCUACUAGCAGAAAUAGUAUAUACGAUAUUGUUCUAUAUAUAUGGUUGCUUAUUGAUUGUGUGGUAUACAAUGUAUGAUGAGAUUUCAUAUAAUAUCUAUUAAGGAGAAGAAAAAAAGGCAAGGAAAUGGAUAUUUACAUAUUAUAAGGAGACAAUGAAAUUAAGAUUGUUUAUAGUACUGUUGGUUUAGAUAACAGUAAGUACAUUAAAUGGUAAAUUAAAUAAUAAUGUAAGGUUUUAGGAAAGGAGUACAGUAUCCUAUCUUUUUGAUGAUAUGUUACAUAUUUUUGAUGGCUAAUUUCUUUUUAUUUAUAAUAGAAUUUAUAAUAUAUGGAUCUUCAUUGUAAACUUGUAUAAAGGAUUAGAUUAUAAUAUGUAGAUAAUAGUUUAGAAUGUAAUANCAAAUUAUAUAUUUGCCUUAAUAUGUUAGUUGA